Messenger RNA from Cutaneotrichosporon cavernicola, 1365 nucleotides. RefSeq lists its product as uncharacterized. Gene Ontology annotation, biological process: piRNA processing; siRNA processing; RNA methylation. The record is from RefSeq and is a predicted model, not a curated record. Lineage: Eukaryota; Fungi; Basidiomycota; Tremellomycetes; Trichosporonales; Trichosporonaceae. Gene Ontology annotation, molecular function: O-methyltransferase activity; RNA methyltransferase activity. The transcript has 4 exons. The coding region runs from base 1 to 1365 and encodes 454 amino acids. Gene Ontology annotation, cellular component: cytoplasm; nucleus.
AUGGCCGUCACCGCCGCACCCCGCGACCGCGUGGUCCAUGUGCCCUCUCUCGGUGCAGAUGGACCGCGCGAGCGCUCCCCUUCUCCUUCCUCACCGCCACUCAUCUCCCCCAGCACUCUUCCUCCCGAAGAUGACUCCAAGGUCGAGGUCUCGCGAAUCGAAGCUAGCGACUUUACCGGCGUCACCUUUAGCCCCGAACUAUGGAUGCAGCGGAGGCACUGGGCGCUCGAUGUACUCCGCAAGGAAGGCGUUCGCUCAGUAAUGGACAUUGGAUGCGGGCCAGGCUCGCUUCUCCAGACGCUCGUAAUGCCCCCCAGCACCAUUAGCGAGAAGCCUAUCCGGGGCGACGACGGAACCAUUCCAGACGGCAAGGAGCUGUUCAUCCGCCGCCUGGUUGGUGUCGACAUUGACCCUGCCGUCAUGACGUCGGCUCUGCAAACCCUCGCAGCGCCCUUGAAGGUGGAAGAGAGUCUGAUCCGCAAUCCCCCGCCUUCAAUCCCCCGGUGGGAGCCUCUCGACACGGAGCUGUGGCUCGGUAACAUUGAGCUGUACAACUCUAGACUCGAGGGCUACGAGGCCAUCGUUGCACUCGAGGUUAUCGAGCACUUAGAGCCCAACCUCCUCUCACGCUUCGGCGUUGUCACUAUGGGCACGUACCGGCCGAAGCUGCUUCUCGUCAGCACUCCAAACUUUGACUUCAACGCCAAGUUCCCCAAUCACCACGACGAACACCACCAUGGUUGCGGCAAGCGCGGUUUUGUUGACCCGACGGGGCGCACGGACCGUGUGUUCCGUCAUUCUGACCACAAGUGCGAGAUGACAGCCGACGAGUUCCGCCGCUGGGCCGAGUCGGCAGCGGCCGACUGGGGAUACACCGUCGAGGUCAGCGGUGUCGGCAUUUCCAACAAGCCCUCGUUCUAUCCCCCCAAGGAAGGCAGGAAGCCUAGGCCUAUCUACGCGACGCAGACGGCUGUUUUCCGUCUGGCGACCGGAGUCCCUAUGCGCUCGCCUCGCAGCGUCCGCACAGUUGAUCUCCCGUUCAUGCUGGGUGCGAGCGAGAGUGCGCAUCCACAUAGACUCGCUGCCAAGGCGCGCCAUCCGCCAACCAUCUUCCCCGCACCCGGCGCACCCAUGUCGCCUGAGGAAGUGUCUGAGGGCGUGCACACGGCGUUUGCGAGCGUCUCGGUCAACCGCCUGAGACUCUCCGAGCUGUGGGCGAUGAGUGAUAUUGCGCCGAUGUGCUGUGGCUCGAAGCGCUACUUCGUGGCCUGCCUUGGCGGAUGGGGCGAUUGCCCGUCCGUGCACGAAGACUCGGGCUUCAAGGUCUUUGAGAAGGACAACAGCCUUUGGGUCGAGCCCAAGUAG